Molecule: messenger RNA, 2560 nt
Organism: Medioppia subpectinata
Lineage: Eukaryota; Metazoa; Arthropoda; Arachnida; Sarcoptiformes; Oppiidae
Source: the annotation of a GenBank genome assembly
ACGAGUGGUUCCCAAAAGCAAAGCCAAGCAUUGAUUUUGUAAACAAUUAAUCGUUUUGUUUGUAAUUUAAACAAACGUUUCGUGAAUUGCAUUCAAUCGGUGUCUGAAUUGUGGACUGAAUUGAAUGGUAAAUGAGAGACAAUUGGAUGAUGUCUUCGCUGAUAAAUCGGUCCAUUUCUAUGGUUUCCAAUGGAGUCCACAAUCAGUCAAACAGUCAUUUGAAUGCAAUGAACGGCCAAAACAUCACUUCAACUGAUUCUCCGCUCAAACUCUUUGUUUUGGCGAAGAAAACCAUUAAUGAGAUAUUCCUCGACAUCAACGCCUUCGUCACCGAAUGCCAUGACUUUGUCAAUGAUGUGAACGAAGAGGUGAUCAGCAAAGACCAGUUGAGUCGAGUCGACAGUUUCACCGCCAAAGUGACCGGAAUUAGGGAUGUGUUGACCAGAGAUCACAUGAAAGUGGCGUUCUUUGGCCGCACCAGUAAUGGCAAGAGUAGUGUCAUUAACGCCGUCCUCCACAACAAGAUAUUGCCGUCUGGUUUGGGACAUACGACCAAUUGCUUCCUUCAGGUCGAGGGCACCGACGAAGACGAGCCCUAUAUUGUGGUCGACGAUAAGCCCAAUACACGGCUUAACAUAGAGUCGGUCCAGGAUUUGGCCAACGCUUUGACGGCCGGAGAAAUGGGUGACUCAACACUGGUUCGCGUGUUUUGGCCCAAAAGCAAGUGCUCUCUACUCAGCGAUGAUGUGGUUCUGGUGGACAGUCCGGGCAUUGAUGUGUCCGCAAAUCUGGACGAAUGGAUUGAUAAGCACUGUCUCGACGCCGAUGUCUUUGUGUUGGUCUCAAACUCGGAGUCAACUCUCAUGAGAACCGAAAAGAAUUUCUUUCAUAAAGUGAAUGAAAAGCUUUCGAAACCGAAUGUCUUUAUUCUGAACAACCGAUGGGACGCCUCGGCCUCAGAGCCCGAAAACCUGGAACUCGUCCGCAAACAACAUAUGACACGUGAUAUUGACUUUCUUACGGUUGAACUCAAUGUUGUGGACACCGAGGAAGCGAAGGACAGAGUGUUCUUUGUCUCAGCCAAAGAGGUUCUUCAGGCGCGCACUCAAAGACCUCCGGUUAACUCGAGUGCAUUUCCCGAUGGCUUUCAGAUCCGUUACUUUGAAUUUGAAGACUUUGAGCGCAAGUUUGAACAGUGUUUGUCAAAGUCGGCGCUGAAGACCAAGUUUGCACAGCACACCAAACGCGCCCAGAGGUUGACCUCUGAGUUAUCCCAUAUUCUGGAUGCCAUUCAACAGAAGUCCAAUCAAUUAAUGACUUCUAAAUGCGAGCAAAGGAAUGAAUUGAUGGAAAAGUUGCAGUUUAUUGAACAACAAAUGCAUUUAUUGACGGAUGAAGUGAAGCAUCAGAUUUGCCAUUUGGUAGAACAGGUAGAGGUGAAGGUCUCCUCCGCCCUCACCGAAGAGAUUCGUCGCCUCUCUCUACUCGUCAAUGACUUCGACCGACCCUUUAGUUCUGAUUGUCUUGUUUUAGGCGUCUAUAAGAAAGAGCUUCACUCGCAUGUGGAACGAGGCCUCGGCUCUAACCUAAGGGCUCGACUCUCGACCGCACUUACAUGUAAUGUAGAGUCGGCUCAACACGAGAUGAUUGAACGCGUUAUGAAUUUACUCCCACCACAAGAACAGCAAAAACAAUUCAACUAUAGUUUGACUCCUCGACAGAAUUUCGAGAUAUUAUAUCGAAUUAAUUGCGAAUCCCUUUGUUCUGACUUUCAGGAAGACUUGGAGUUUAAGUUCUCGUUUGGUUUGAUUCAAAUGAUUAGGAGAUUCACAAAAUCUAAUGAUUAUAAAAAGGAUUUUAACAAAUCUUUGCCAUCGACUGCACCGCAAACCCCCAGUAAUAGCGAAGUCGUGCAAACCAGUAGUGUAUUGAAUACGGACGCACUCGCGCUCAUCGAUAAACUAAGUCUAGUAUCGCCGCAAUCGCACACAACUGUCGGUCUCUUAGGCGUCAGCGCUUUUCUCGUGCGAACCAUCGGUUGGCGUUUAAUUGCUAUUACGGGCAGCGUUUACGGACUGCUAUACAUCUACGAGAGACUCACGUGGACUAAUAGGGCUAAAGAGUCCACUUUCAAGCGACAAUAUGUUAAUCACUCGACGCGUAAGCUUAAGCUUAUAGUCGAUCUGACGAGCGCUAACUGUUCACAUCAGGUCCAACAGGAGUUGUCGUCAACUUUUGCCCGUUUAUGUCAUUUAGUGGAUGAAGUGAUUGUUGACAUCCAAUCGGAACUUAAACUUCUAGACCAACAGAUCCAGAGACUGGACGAGUACUCUAGCAUUUCCAGAAAACUCAAGAAUAGGGCCAACUUCUUGGCCAAUGACUUAAAUAAAUUCACUGACGAUUACCUAAAUAUUUAAAAUAUAAUUUUGAAACUAAAUAGAAAUAUCAUUAAAUAUUCUUAUGGUAGUUAUUUUUGUGAUCAAUUGACUCUUGUUUAUAGAAUUAGAUUCUGUUUUAUUUUAGUGUUUUAUGUUUGACAACAAUUAUAAGAUAACUGAAA